Micromonas pusilla CCMP1545 is the source of this 738-nucleotide messenger RNA. RefSeq lists its product as uncharacterized. Lineage: Eukaryota; Viridiplantae; Chlorophyta; Mamiellophyceae; Mamiellales; Mamiellaceae. The record is from RefSeq and is a predicted model, not a curated record. Gene Ontology annotation, cellular component: cytoplasm. Bases 1 to 738 code for a protein of 245 amino acids. The transcript is spliced from 2 exons.
AUGUCGUUCGCGACGUUCACGUCCACGUACAAGGAUCGCAAACCCGUCGUGCUCACGGGCAUGCGCGCGAGGAACGCCGCCUUCCGCGAGCUCUGCGCGAAGGACGCGCUCCUCUCCAGGUGGGGCGACGCGAACAUCACGCUCUCCACCGCGAACACGCACAGCUACGAGAAGACCGCGGAGCCGCUGCGAACGUACGUGCGCACGCGCCUCGCGCCGCAGCGCCCGAAUUCGCGCGGAGACGCGACGCUGUACUGGUUCGGCGAUCACGACCACGAGACGUGGGCGCCGCACUUCGACGCGUACGUCCGACCGCCGUUCGUUCCAAACGCCGCGGAUGUCGCGCGCUCGUUCGGCGUCGGCGGGCCCCACAGCGGCGUGCCGCUACACGUCCACGGGCCGGGGUUCUCGGAGAGCGUCGUGGGGAGGAAGCGGUGGUGGCUCUCGCCGCCCAAGCCGAAGCCGAGGUUCGAUCCGAACGCGACGGCGCUGGAGUGGGCGCUCGGGCUCGGCGAGGACAGACGCACGGCGGCGGCGACGCACGCGACGAUGCUCGAGUGCACGGUGCGCGAGGGCGAGGCGGUGUACUUCCCGGAUCAGUGGUGGCACGCGACGUUGAACCUGGACGAGACCGUGUUCAUGAGCAGUUUCGUCAACUACGCUCUCGACGGAAGCGUCGGCGCGGACGAGCUGGACGACACCCCGCUCGGGGCGACGGGCGCGGGAGGUGCGAGGUAA